UAUGGAUUGGGUAUCUAAAGUAGUCAAAUUUCAUAGAGAGAAAAUGUAGAAUGGUAGUUGCCAGGGGCUGGAAGAGGGGGAUCAGGAGUUACUGUUUAACGGGAACAGAGUUUCAAUUUUCAAAAAUAAGAAAGUAGUGGUAAUGGAUGGUGAUGAUGGUUGCAAAACAAUGUACUUAAGACCAAUAAACUGAAUAUUUAAACAUAAAAGGAUCCUGAUUCAUAGAAAUCAGUAAACAAAAUAUGAAAACUUAGUUUACCUAUAUAAAAAUAAUACUAAUUAUGGUUGCUUACUUGACAAAUAGCUUAUAUCUCCAUACCAUGUGAUAUAGAAACUAUUUUGCAUAUAAUUAUGUCAGAUUAGCUUUGUUGUACAUUGGAUUUGGUUAUAAAAUUAAACUAGAAUCAAGCUCCACUUUAUCAGCUGUUGUGCAUGUGGCACAGAUUGCCUACUCACAGAAGGAAACAUUAGAGAGACCAUUUCUUAGGAGCUAGAAAGAUGCCUUUUUUUUAAUCUGUUAAAAUUAUUAUUUUCCAGGUUAGAAAUGUGUGCAUUUAUAGAAUAAAUUAGUAGGUGAGAAGCCAUGAGGCAAAGUGGAAGGUGGUUAGGCUUCAAAAGACAGAAGAACUUGGGCUGGAAUCCUAGUACUUUCACCACUUCCAAGUUUAGCAAGUCCUUUAAACCCUGGCCUUCACGAACUUCACUCUUAAAGUGAACAAAAAUACCUUCUUGAGAGGCUUCUACAAGGAUUUGGGACAAUGAAAACAAAGUGCUGAAGCUGUACUAGAUCCUAAAUAAAUGGUGCUAUUUAUGGUGAGUUGGUGUUACACAACGAGUGGCUAUGGCACCCAGAGCUUCCAAUGCCAAAUCAUCAAACUGGCAUGAGAUUCCUGAGUUCAGGGGACAAUUGCUUACUUUGUUGGAGGAGGACCAGAUGUGAAAAAGCCUGAUAAAUGUUGACAUUCCCAAGGCGCCAGGGCGCCAGACGUGAGGUUACAGCAUGUCCUUCCUUCCUUUGCUAGUCCAACGAAGCAUGACUUCUUAAUGUCACUUUUUUGGCUUUUCAGGAAGCCCAUGCAGUAUCUAAAGUGGUUUAAUGAUCCAAAACUAACACACACAAGGCCAAAGUUUUCAUGCGUUCAGUGGAAGGCACUGUGGCAUGGUGGAAAAGGCGAAGACUCAGAUCACCUGGUCUCCAUCAUCAUUUCUGCAUCUGGCUAUAUGAGGUGGGCUGAUGGCUGUGCCAGUUUCCUCAUUUGCACCGCGCACGAGGUCCCGCUUUGGGUGAGCUUUUCUCGCAUACAUGGUAAGCGGUGAUUGGCAGGACCCCGGAGCCCUCUUGGGCGUUAGGCUUGGGCUGCACUUGCACUGGGUGGCCUACUGCGACUGUGGCGCCGUGACGAGAACGGCGGGUUGCGCGCGCAGCACCUCCGUCGCCUCCCGAUCCAGAGUCUCUGUUGCCAGGAAAACAGAGCGGCGCGCUUUCCGGCGCAGUCGCGGCGCGUCGCAGUUGUCAUGGCGGAGACCGUCUGGAGCACUGACACCGGGGAGGCAGUGUAUCGCUCCCGGGACCCCGUGCGCAACUUGCGCCUCCGGGUUCACCUGCAAAGAAUCACAUCAAGCAACUUUCUUCAUUAUCAGCCUGCUGCCGAGCUCUGGAAGGACCUCAUAGACUUGGCCACUUUUAGACCUCAGCCAACUGCCAAGCAAGAAGUGGUGCUGGUUCGGCUCAAGCAUUUGACUCACUCUGUUGUCUUUGGAGGUGGACACCGCCCAGAGGAAGACGAAGAGGAGGAGAUUGUGAUUGGGUGGCAGGAGAAGCUCUUUAGCCAGUUUGAAGUAGAUCUGUACCAAAAUGAAGCAGCCUGUCAGAGUCCUUUGGAUUAUCAGUACCGUCAGGAGAUCCUGAAGCUGGAGAAUUCAGGUGGCAAGAAGAACCGACGAAUCUUUACCUACACUGACUCUGAUAGAUACACCAAUUUGGAGGAGCACUGUCAGAGAAUGACCACUGCAGCCAGCGAGGUGCCUUCAUUCUUGGUUGAGCGAAUGGCAAACGUCAGGCGGCGCCGGCAGGACAGACGAGGGAUGGAGGGCGGCAUCCUCAAGUCACGCCUUGUCACCUGGGAGCCCUCAGAAGAGUUCGUCAGGAACAACCACGUCAUUAACACCCCUCUUCAGACAAUGCACAUCAUGGCAGACCUGGGGCCCUAUAAAAAGCUUGGCUAUAAGAAGUAUGAACACGUCCUGUGUACUCUGAAGGUGGAUAGCAAUGGUGUGAUCACAGUAAAGCCUGACUUCACGGGCCUCAAAGGACCCUACAGGAUCGAGACGGAGGGAGAGAAGCAGGAGCUGUGGAAAUAUACGAUCGACAAUGUUUCCCCACUCGCACAGCCAGAGGAGGAGGAGCGGGAACGGCGUGUGUUCAAGGAUCUUUAUGGCCGGCACAAGGAGUAUCUCAGCAGCCUCGUAGGCACUGACUUUGAGAUGACUGUCCCAGGUGCCCUCCGGCUCUUUGUAAAUGGAGAGGUAGUUUCAGCCCAAGGCUAUGAGUAUGACAAUCUCUACGUCCACUUCUUUGUGGAAUUGCCAACUACUCACUGGUCAAGUCCAGCAUUCCAGCAGCUCUCAGGAGUAACGCAGACAUGCACCACCAAGUCCCUGGGAGUGGACAAGGUGGCUCACUUCUCCUACCCAUUCACGUUUGAAGCCUUCUUCCUCCAUGAGGAUGAAUCUUCUGAUGCACUCCCGGAGUGGCCUGUGCUCUACUGUGAGGUCCUCUCGCUGGACUUCUGGCAGAGGUACCGUGUGGAAGGCUAUGGGGCUGUGGUGCUGCCUGCCACUCCAGGCUCACACACCCUGACAGUCUCCACAUGGAGACCUGUGGAGCUUGGCAUGGUGGCUGAGCUCAGGAGGUUUUUCAUUGGCGGUUCUCUGGAACUGGAGGACCUCUCCUAUGUGCGGAUACCAGGAUCCUUCAAGGGGGAACGCCUGAGCCGCUUUGGACUCCGCACAGAGACCACAGGCACCGUCACCUUCCGCUUGCACUGUCUGCAGCAGUCCAGGGCCUUCAUGGAAUCGAGCUCCCUUCGGAAAAGGAUGCGGAGUGUGUUGGACCGUCUGGAAGGGUUUAGCCAGCAGAGUUCCAUUCACAAUGUGCUGGAGGCCUUCCGUCGAGCCCGGCGCCGCAUGCAGGAGGCCCGGGAAAGCCUCCCACAGGACCUAGUGAGCCCCUCUGGAACCCUGGUCUCCUAGCUCACAGCAGCCCUGGGCCACAGUGCAAGAGGACAAGAUGGGGGAUGUUUGAGGCCAGUGCUCUCCUGCCUCUUCGUCUGUCUGAUUAGAGACCACGCUGGUCUGCUGAGAACCGGAAGAGCUGGGAAAUUCCCAGCUGGCCCCUCUGCCUAGCCUUCUGCAGGAUCUUCUUCCUACCCUGUGGAAAUAAAGCCAGAGACCCUGUGGCCCCCCCUUCAUGUUUGCAGUCACUGUAAAUGGGCAUCACAGCAAGGCAGGCUUUUUGGUCUGAAGCUGUUUGGGGUGACCCCAUAGUGAGUGUGGCCUUGACUCACUUUUCUGGCUUGUCUCACAGUAGCAGGGGGAUGCAGGGAUCUGCUGUUCUCCAGCCUUUAAAAAUGGAGCCUUCCUUCUUGCAAGACCAAAGAAGGAAGGAAGGUGGACGGUGAGAGGGGUCUUAAAUCCCCAGCCUGUGAGUCUCAGCCUCCUCUUUCCAGGGCAGCCUCAUUCUACUCCUUGGGGCUUGCUGAGGUUGAGAUAUGAGUUAUUUCUGAGUAGGUGAAGGUUGAAGGCAGUGCCGAGUCCUUUCUGCUAGCUGGUUGGUAUCUUUUACUGUGUUCUUUUUGUUUUUUGGGUUUUUUUCCAUAAACCCCUUUUAUUUUGACUGA
Cercocebus atys (sooty mangabey) is the source of this 3899-nucleotide messenger RNA. RefSeq names its product Meckel syndrome, type 1 (gene MKS1). The transcript is spliced from 19 exons. The record is from RefSeq and is a predicted model, not a curated record. Lineage: Eukaryota; Metazoa; Chordata; Mammalia; Primates; Cercopithecidae. The coding region runs from base 1516 to 3252 and encodes 578 amino acids. Gene Ontology annotation, cellular component: MKS complex. Gene Ontology annotation, biological process: cilium assembly.